Molecule: messenger RNA, 5727 nt
Organism: Rhinolophus ferrumequinum (greater horseshoe bat)
Lineage: Eukaryota; Metazoa; Chordata; Mammalia; Chiroptera; Rhinolophidae
Gene: ANKRD31
Product: ankyrin repeat domain 31
Exons: 25
Coding region: 1-5727 (1908 amino acids)
Molecular function (GO): protein binding
Source: RefSeq, a predicted model, not a curated record
AUGGAGGAAGGUGCCCAGGCCCCAGACUGGGACAGUGAUGAAACGGUGAUAGAGGGGUCGGUGAUGGAGAGUGACCUGGAAGAAGAGGAGCUGCCCUGGAGAAGGUUGCUCCUUGAUCAAGACACAUCUCUUAGAUCUGAAUUCAGCCUCCAUCCUGGUAUAAGUGGAACAUGCGAAGGCACACGUUCUCCUGAGAUUCAACUUAGGUUCAAACUCAGAGAGGAUCCACAAAAGCAAUUAAGUGAAAAUAAGAUGAUGCCUGUUCUUCGUGAGGAUGCAGUCUUACAGCAAUCUCAAGAUGAAGUGGAACAAAAAAAUCAAGCGUUGUUACAGACCCAAGCUGAACUUUCACUGCAACACCAAAGCAUUCAAGGACCUAAGGCUGAAAAUCCUGAAGUUUUUCCACACCCAGAAAAGGACACACAGGAACUAAGUGCAGACAGAGACGCUCCUGAAAUUAGCCUUCUCUCGGGUUCUGCCAUUGAAGUAUCUCAUAUGGUUGCUGUAAAGGAGAAAUUGUUAAUAGAGCCACAGAAGAUAUUAGCAGCACCAAGUACAUUUUCUGAGUCUGAAAAGGAAGUCACGUUGACUAUGACUUCCGAAGAAACCAAGGAUGAAGAAAGCUCUCUUGAAACUUUUGUGUCUGCCUUAGAAAAGUUACUAACACCACCAGAAAUCAGCCAAGAAGAAGGAGUGUUUGAAAUAAUGACUGAUUUUGAACCUAGAGGGUUUAUGAACCCAUUGAGCAACUCUCCAAAUUCCAUAUCAACACCUUUGACAUACCACAACGACUUACUAGAAAACACAAAGGAUGAUGCAUUGCCAGCUGAGUUGUUAGCAGCCCUAAACACAUUGUCAGAAGCCAACGUGGGACCCUUCUGUCAUGGAAGAGAGAGAGGCAGCAUUCUCAGUGCUGGAAAUGAAUGUUUAGGAAUAAAGCCUAACAUGUCUCAGACUGAUGAAGAUUGUACACAAAACACAGAGGUGAAUUUUGAGUCUCUUUGUUCUACUCCACCAUUUGAACAAGAUUCCAAAUUAGCUGAUCUGCAGGACAAGUAUCUUUCAGUGCAGCAAACUCUAGAAGACCCAAAUCCAUUUGGAUUGCAGACUUUGGUUCAUCAAAAUGCCAUUUCUUGUGAUCCACUAAAUAAUAAAGGAAAUUCAAAUCCAGUGGAAAAUAGCUCAAACCAGGACACUCCAUGUGUGUUAAGAAGAUCAUCCAGAAUAAAAGCAGGCAGCAACACAGAUAACAUAUAUAAUAUGGCAGAAAAGAUUUUACCAAAAAUACGUGGCUGUGAGAAUCAAACAAAUAAUAACUCUUCAACUGAGAAUUUCAGAGUGCAGGAUCCUGCUUUAAUGAUUAAAGGUAAAAGUAAGAAUGUGCAUUCAUCCAGACUCAAGAGUGGAGAACAGAUGCGGGAAAACAGAAAACUUGCAAGAAAAAAUGAAAAAAUGAAGAUGAAUAAUAUAUCUCUUUCUGUUAUUAACCGGAGAAACAUUUUUGGAGAGAACUUACUGUAUAAGGCUGCUGUGUGGAAUGAUAUGGAUCUUGUUCAUCUCUGUAUUAAAAAAGGUGGAAAUGUUAACCAACCAAGUUAUGCUGGUUGGACAGCACUUCAUGAAGCUAGUGUAGGAGGAUUUUAUGAGACAGCAAGUGAACUGGUAAAAGGUGGAGCGGAUGUAAAUAUCAAAGGAAUGUACCAGAUCACUCCCCUACAUGAUGCUGUGCUGAAUAAACAUUAUAAGGUGGCAGAGUUACUUCUUUCGAAUGGAGCUGAUCCAUUAUUUAGAAGUGACGAGGGAAAGUGUGCUUUGGAUGAGGCCAAAGAUGCAUAUAUGAAGCGUCUUCUUGAGAGAUACAUUCCUAAACAUCAAAAACAUCUUACUUCAGUUCAAAAGAAUAGCAGUGACCCAUUAGACACAGAGGAUGCACACCAGCACAAGAAACCAAAAUUCAAUUCUAAAAAUUGUGUUGGGUUUGUUUAUGAUGAAAAUUUCAACGGACAGAAGCCAGAACAUGUAACGGUUGAUAAAAUAAGCAAAGAGGGUUUAUUUAUGAAGAAAGAAGAUAUAUAUGAACGUUACCAAAAAGAUUCCACAAACACAAAAUUUGGUAAAUUCAAGCAUAAGCGAUCAAUUCUUAACCAAAUAUAUUCUACAGGACUCAGAAAGGACAAUCUUCAUAAUGUCAAAAAUCCAAGCACAAAUGUGUCUAAAUAUAAAGGAAGAAGAAACAUACCACAUAAAAGGACUGAAGUGGAUAAUGCAAUCCAAGAAAGCAAUCCAAGAAAGACAAGAGCUGUCUCUUCUUCCAGAAGAAUAAACAGAUUAGUUACUCAUCAGCAACAUAUUCUCCAAACCCUAGACGACCUCCCAGAAGAAUCCCCUAAACCUUUUAGCCCAGGUCUGUCAAGCCUGAAAAAUGGAUUAUGUAACAGUAUUGAGGCUUGUUUAGUUCCCCAAAAGGCAUAUACACAGAGCCCGGGUUUAUCAGAUAAUCAAGAAAUAAAAUUCUUGGAAUUAGAACCCAUUGACCACGCUAAAGCUGUUUCUUUCUCAGGACCUUCUUUACAUACAGAAAUCAAGUUACCGGUUGUUACUACAGAUCAGCAGCCUCAUACUCACCAAGAACUACAGAACAUUAGCCCUUAUAAAUCUCAUGAAAACAGUAACUCUAGUGAAAAAACAGAGAGCCUUAAUAAGUGGGAAAAUUUUAAUGAUGAUGAUCAUAGUGAUUGCUGUAUCUCUGAGACGACAGUAACAUCUAAAAAGGUGAUAAGUUCUACAGGUUGCAAAAACCGCUGUAAUUAUAAAGAGAACAUAACAAUUAGAGAGGAAAUGGAUUUUCAACAAUUUUCACCUCCUGAAGACCAUUUUUCACAGGAGGAUAAAUCAAAAUCAGGCAGCCUAAGCAUUCUUCCACAACAGGAAGCUAAUUUUUCUGAUUCAGAUAAUACAGCAGUUUCUGAAUCACAUGUUGCAAAUUAUGAACAAUGUGUGUAUGGAACUUUGGAUCACCCACAUGACAAUCCUGAGCAUAUUUCCCUGGCUUGUACAGGAACACUUUCGACACAUGAAGUUUCCAAGUUUACUAGUCAUGUGGAACAAUCCAAAAGGCCUCAGGAUUGUAGCCCCAGAGCACCAACUCCUUUAAUGAAUCAAACAGUUACACAUAUUGUGGGAAAGGUGAAUAAGAAAGAAGGCACUAAAAGGAAUUACGCUGACAAAGGCCAAAAACCAAGUUCUUCAAAUAGGUCUUUAUCCACAGUUAUUCAUUCUCAAGUAAUAGAAACAACUGAAGUUGAAAAAAGGAGACAAGGCCUUCCAGAGAGUGAAAUCAUACAUAAUACAGGUUUUUAUUCCACUGACAAUAUGAAUAACGAAUUGACCAACAUCUCACAACUUAGUCAAAAAGAAGAGAAGGAAAUUUCUCACCAACCAGAUGAGGAAUUAACUAAUAAUAUUAACGGAGAUGAAAACACUAUAAGAAAUUGUGAGGAGGAAAAAGGAAAAACAGAUUCAGAAAUCCAUAUACCUACUAACAUCCAAGAACACAAAGUUCAUAAUUUCAGGAAAAGACAAAAUUUCUUGAAAGCUGCCUGCAGCAAAGAAAUGAAAACAUCUGGGAUCAAUAAGAGGAAUGCCAGAGGGAAAAGCCGGCUUCAUUUGGCUGCCAGAAGAGGAAAUUUGUUUCUGGUGAAAACUCUAAUAGAAUCUGGAGCAGAUGUGAAUCUAAAAGAUAAUGCAGGUUGGACACCACUACAUGAGGCAUCUAGUGAGGGAUCUGAUGAUAUAAUUGUAGAGUUGUUAAAAGCUGGUGCGAAAGUUAAUUGUGAAAAUCUAGAUGGAAUUCUACCCUUACAUGAUGCCGUUGCAAACAAUCAUUUAAAGGCAGCUGAGAUUCUACUACAACAUGGAGCAAACCCUAAUCAAAAAAAUCGAAAACAGAAGACUGCUUUAGAUGAAGCAGAUGAUGAAAAAAUGAAAGCGCUGCUGAAAUCUUACGGUGCUAUUGAGAGUGGUAAUAGAGAUGACAGUAACACUGUGCUCGCUGUAAAAGUUUCCACUGUCCAGUCCAAAAGACAGUGUUUUUGUGAUGACUGCAAAACUGUUGAGCCACCUUCUCUUUCAUACCAAGAAAACACAAGAGAAAGCCUUCUUGUGCAUCAGACCAUCAGUGCCAUUCUACAAGAUACAGAAGAAAAACAAGAAAAUUUAUUGGAGUUUGAAAUAAGAACCCCUGAAGAUGCAGAACAAUACAUCGAAAAGAUGUUAGAAAUAAAAGAGGUUAUGGAUAAUGUGCUUGCCAAACAGAAGGCAGAAAGGGAUGAUCUGGCUAAAAAAUACAGGGUGUCUGUAGAGUCAUUUAAGCAUGGUGUCCUGAGAGAACAACUGGCUAACUUGGCCACAAGACAGAAGAGCCUUUUAGUUGCGGCAAAAAAACAGAAAAAAAUAAGCCAGAAAAUUCAAAACUAUAAGAAUGUUACAUCUUUGUCUGGUCUUAGUUUGAGGAAUCUGCCAUCCAGCUCACAGAUCUCUAGUGAAAAGGACAGCCAAGAGUUUACCAGACUGGAAAAAUCAGUGCAGCCCCAAUCAGGUUCUGUUAGCAUUGUUUGUGAAAGCACACAGGAAACACAGUUGUCUCUGGAAACAUGGAACAACAGCCAAAAUACCAUCACUUGUCUAAAUUCAGAGACAGCGAGAAGGGAAGAAUUUUCUGGAAAUGAGCUGAAUUCUAAACAAAAUGUCAAUGACUGUAACAUGGAUGGGUCAUCAAAAUCCAGACCUUCAGAUGGCACUAAGAUGAUUAAAUUACCACCCCAGCCUGUUGCUUUUAUUGCUGAAGCAGAAUAUUCACAAAAAGAAAAUGAUCUUACAGAAACUACAACCAGAGGGCAUGAAUCCUAUAGUCCUUCAGCACUAACUGGCACAAAUAUUUCAGAAACCACAAGUGUACUUGCCCAAAAUAAUGUCCAUCUAUCAGCUGUUAUUUGUGGUCAGGCUGUUUCCAGUUAUGAUCCAAAAAGAGGAAACAGGAAAACAGCUUCCCAGCAACCACCUAGGGGCGCAUCAGAAACCCUGACACAGCAAGGGAUUAAUGACUUUGGCCGUGAUACUGGGCAUCAGAUGAAACCAUAUCUUAAAAAAUCAGCUUUUGCUGCUCCACGCGCAAAUGACAGUCAGAGCACCUCCUCCUCUGGGUCUGGCCGUCAACAUACUACAAGAAAGUGUUUAAAUUACAGCACAGCUUCUAAAAAGAAAUGCAUGCAGAUAAAGGAUCUGAUAGCACUAGGAAGAAUUAACCCAGGAAAUAAUAUUUUGGAAUUCAAAACACAGGAGACUACCCAUAAAGCCAGUGUCUUACUGAAUGGAAAAAUUAAGGUAGAAAAUGGUCAGAUUUAUCAAAAUCCAGUCACUUGGCUCAAGGAUCUUCUAGGAGGCGACAGUUAUGUGACCUGGAAUUAUGCUUGGAGUAAGGUAACAUAUCUGGGGAAGGAGCUUUUAAAGUAUGUUUCUGAAGAAGUACCCAUACCUCCAGAAUCCAAUUUGGUACCUCAGCAACAUCCAUCCUGUCUUCCAGGAACUUCCAGAGAGUCAAUGCAGAGCAUCCCACAUUAUCUACAAAUAAAUGAAAUACUAUUAGUCAGCAAUCAAGAAUUUCUCCCAUGCCAUAUAAUGGAUCAGCAUUGGAAGUUCUAUGUGGAAUGUGAGGAGCUAACGUUCUAA